This is a messenger RNA of Entrophospora sp. SA101, 336 nucleotides long. The record is from the annotation of a GenBank genome assembly. Lineage: Eukaryota; Fungi; Glomeromycota; Glomeromycetes; Entrophosporales; Entrophosporaceae.
AUGUCACAAGCCACCACCAAUACUAAUCCCACUCCUGAUAAUAUUUCUCAAAGAGAAAGACGUAGAAUAUUAUUAAAAGAAAUUGAUAAUGCAAAAUUUGGAUGGUUUCAUAUUAGAGCUUGCAUAGUUUCAGGAAUAGGAUUUUUCACUGAUGCUUAUGAUUUAUUCGCUAUAAACAUAGUCUCUACAAUGUUGGCAUAUGUUUAUUUUGGAACAAUUACUUUGCCUGGUAAUUUAGAUACAGGGUUAAAAAUUAGUGCCGCUGUUGGUACUUUAGUUGGUCAAUUGUUAUUUGGUUGGUUGGCUGAUGUCCUUGGUCGUAAAAAGUCAGGAUGA